Molecule: messenger RNA, 1887 nt
Organism: Oncorhynchus tshawytscha (Chinook salmon)
Lineage: Eukaryota; Metazoa; Chordata; Actinopteri; Salmoniformes; Salmonidae
Product: recoverin-like
Exons: 3
Coding region: 169-780 (203 amino acids)
Molecular function (GO): calcium ion binding
Source: RefSeq, a predicted model, not a curated record
CCAUAAUCCUGUUCAGCACAUUGUGAAGUGGUCAGGGUGAGAAGGAGAGUCAGACCAAGUCAGGAAGAAGCUAACAGGUGGUUUCCUCUAAGUCAGGUGAGAGAGGUAGUACACACAAAACAAGAAAAAUAACAAUAUUAUCCCUUCACCAUAGUGUUUCUUUGCAGCAUGGGGAAUUCUAAGAGUGGGGCACUGUCCAAGGAACUUCUGGAGGACCUGAAGUCCAAUACUAAGUACAACGAGGCCGAGCUGUGUGUCUGGUACCAGUCCUUCCUCAAGGAAUGCCCCACAGGCAGGAUCACCAAGGAGCAAUUUGAGGGCAUUUAUGCCAGCUUCUUCCCUAAUGCAGAUCCUACUGAGUACGCAAGGCAUGUCUUUAGGAGCUUUGAUACCAACGCAGAUGGUCAACUGGACUUUAAGGAGUACAUUGUGGCCCUGCACCUUACCUCCGGAGGUAAGACCCUGCAGAAGCUAGAGUGGGCCUUCGCCCUCUACGACGUGGAUGGAAACGGAACCAUCAGCAAAAAUGAGAUCCAAGAGAUUGUUAAGUCAAUAUUUAACAUGAUCCCAGAGGAAGACCAAAAGGACCUGCCUGAAGAUGAAAACACACCUGAUAAGAGAGCAGACAAAGUCUGGGACUUUUUUGGAAAGAAAGAAGAUGACAAGAUUGCAGAGAGGGAAUUCAUUCAAGGAGUGAUGGACAACAAGGACAUCCUACGGUUGAUUCAGUAUGAUGAGCCCCAGAAAAUCAAGGACAAACUGAAGGAGAAGAAACAAUAGCUUUCCGACAAAAUCAUUCUUUUGAAUUCUAUAAGACUGUUCAAAGCUUAACUGUUUACAAACCCAACUCUCCUGCCAGACCUGGGCUCUUUGUGGGCUAGACAACAUUGGCUUACAGAUUGAAGUACCGCACAUUGUGGUGGAUGACCUGUUUGUCUAUGAGACACCUGGACUUUUCUUCCCACUCAAAUAACUGUUCCGUGCUCUAGAAUGAUGGGUAUUCUUUUCUAUUUCGUAAUGAAUGAAUGGUUUCCAGGAUUCUGUUGCCUGCUGCUGUGUUCACUUGCAUUCAUUAGUUUGAUAAAGAGAAAGCCACCAGGAAAGGACCCACUGGGCACACACUGGUUGAAUCAAUGUUGUUUCCAUGAUAUUUAAAUGAAAUUACGUCGAACCAACAUAGACUUGACAUCUGUGCCCAGUGGGGAGCUCCUUGUGAAGGGACUUAGGCUGAAGUUAACAAUCCCUGUCUUACUAUCAAUCCUAUUAGUAUGUGAAGGUCAGUUUAGAAACAUCCUGGCAGAGGUUUGUUAUCAAGGUAAUCAUGUCUAUAGAAUGUGUCUUAUAAUGUGCUUAGCAGGACUGAAACCUCAUACAAUGUACAGUAUUCAACUGGUAGAACAAAGGAAAAGGAGUCUUCUUUCUUGAAUAUUGUUGACAUUAUGUUGAUGCUGUCAGAGACUGCUGGAAACUACAUAAUAAAAAACGCUGUGAAAAAUGACAUUAUUAAGGGGUUCUAAAAAAAACGUUUUAAAAAAUAAAUAUAUAUACUAUAUACUGGAUUUAAGUAGAGAAAAUGAGUAAAUGUAAUAUUCAACUUUUGUUGAAAGAUUCAAGGCAUUCUAAAAAGAGCAAUACAGAUGUACUGUCACAAAUCGUCUUCCUGGUCCUGAGGGAAUGAGAUUUCUUUCUUGUUUACAUUUUUAUUUCCCUUCAAUAAGCGUGUAUUUAAGUGUGUAGAGUUGUUAUUAUAUUCUGAAAUGGUAUCAUCCUGAAUUUGAUCAUAUGUUGAUCCUAUGUUGGUUUACAUUGUUAAAGAGACAUACUAUAGUAUCAAAUACAAUAACUGUCUUUGUUUACAAGAACAAUAGUAAACAUAUAACCAAAUGA